AUCACUCCAAAAGUGAAGUUCAGUCUAGUGUGUAUGUUCUUAUCUAUAGUCUUAUCGCUAGAGUGACCGAACAAGGUACCUGAGCAGAGCCGGAGCAUCUUCCUCUGUGUCAUCGGAAUGGCCGUUUCCUUCGCCGUCAACCGCCCUCUCCUCCCUUCACCACUCGCUCCCUCCCAACCCAAGCUCAAAUUCCCUUCACGCUCCUUCGCCAUUCGAUGCUCUUCUUCCCCUUUCACCGACAAAACCCUCAUUUCGCUCCAACCCACCACAGUUUCAAACCCCAAUAACCCUUUCGUUUGCCAUGCUCGUCGUGCUCGUGCCCCCUUUGGAGGACAGGAGACCAACCAACAAUAUGUAGAGGCCUAUGCUGUAGGGCGACAUAUUCGUACGUCUGCUGACAAAGCUCGAAGGGUAAUUGAUCAGAUUCGUGGGCGUCCAUACGAGGAAACACUCAUGAUAUUAGAACUCAUGCCUUACCGAGCCUGUGAACCCAUUCUGAAAAUAGUGUUUUCAGCAGGAGCAAAUGCCAGCAACAAUUUGGGUUUGAGCAAGUCAAGUUUAGUUAUUAGUAAAGCAGAGGUUAAUGAGGGGAAAACUAUGAAAAGGAUGAGACCCCGAGCUCAAGGGAGGGCUUAUCAGAUUAAGAAGCGCUCUUGUCACAUCGCCAUCACAGUAAAAGGUGUACCUAGUGACACUGCUGUGGAAGCAAAAGCUGCUUAAGCCGAUUUUGGAAAAAAAAAGUAUGAAUCUCCUUCAGCCAUUACAUUUGAUGAAAAUGUCUGCAGUUUGAUAUUUUGUAGUUCAUUCUAUACAGUGACUUUAUUAACAAUCUUGAGUAUUUUGUGUUGUUACAAGUGUAUGUGUAUCUAAGAAUUGUUUGAAUA
Lotus japonicus is the source of this 884-nucleotide messenger RNA. Its product is annotated as 50S ribosomal protein L22, chloroplastic-like. Gene Ontology annotation, molecular function: structural constituent of ribosome. The record is from RefSeq and is a predicted model, not a curated record. Bases 118 to 720 code for a protein of 200 amino acids. Lineage: Eukaryota; Viridiplantae; Streptophyta; Magnoliopsida; Fabales; Fabaceae. Gene Ontology annotation, biological process: ribosome assembly; translation. Gene Ontology annotation, cellular component: ribosome; large ribosomal subunit. The transcript is spliced from 2 exons.